Molecule: messenger RNA, 744 nt
Organism: Trichoderma reesei QM6a
Lineage: Eukaryota; Fungi; Ascomycota; Sordariomycetes; Hypocreales; Hypocreaceae
Exons: 3
Coding region: 1-744 (247 amino acids)
Biological process (GO): proteasome regulatory particle assembly
Cellular component (GO): nucleus; cytoplasm
Molecular function (GO): protein binding
Source: RefSeq, a predicted model, not a curated record
AUGGAUACUCUUCACGCACCGACUGUGCCCUCAGGGCCAACAUCGAAUCUCAACCAGAGAAACGGCGACACGGCUAAGCUGAGCUUUGCGGAGCUGCAGCGGAAGAAGGACGACAUGGAGGCAGAACUGAAAGCUCUGGGAAGUGUGCUGGAUUCGCAUGGCGUUGAUAUGCAAACGCCGCUGUUGACCAGAGAUGGCUUUCCCCGAGCUGAUCUCGACGUUGCUCAAAUCCGUACAACAAGGGCGCGCAUCAUCCGCUUGCGCAACGACUACAAAGAGCUCAUGACGAACAUUGAAAAGUAUCUUCACGAACACUUUGCAAACGUCCAAGACGGGGAUGAUGCCCCGAGCACGGCUGGAGAGGAGCUUCGCAUCCUUCCUGACUCUCACACCGAGCAGCUGGAUGAGCCGUUUGCCAAGGUCAACACCGUGGCAGCAGGCAGCCCGGCUGAACAGGCCGGCCUACAAGCUGGUGAUGAGAUUCGCAACUUUGGCUACGUGAACCGAUCGAACCAUGACGGUCUCAAGAAGGUGGCAGAGUGUGUGAUGGGCAACGAGGGGGUAUGUCUCACGCCGUCCCUGGCCCACUUGUUUGAUUCUAACAAUGGCGCACAGAAAAACAUCUUCAUCAGAGUGUCUCGGCCAGAUGGAGUUGCUCGUCGACAGGAGCUGAGGUUGACUCUGGUUCCCAGGAAAGACUGGGGCGGCAGAGGAAUGCUGGGCUGCCACAUCUUGCCUCUGUAA